AUGCCUGACGAACAUAUCGUAGUCGAAGACGACCAACCUCGACCUGCAGCUCAAGCUGUCGAGCCGACCCCAGACGAGCGUCAUUGCGAUCCCAACGCGGAUGUUGUGUUAGUCUCCAAGGAUCAAGUGCACCUUCGUGCGUAUAGUCACCACCUGAAGCAAGUCAGCAAAUUCUUUGCCGACCUGUUCACCCUUCCCUCUAAACUUGAACCUAUCAAUCUUGAUUUCGACUCUUUCGUCAUUUCGAUCUACCUCGACCUCGUCAUCGCACCUACCUACUGCUAUUCAGUCAUCAUUGACCAGCAUAACCACGACUCCGAGACUCUGAAACAGCUUCUCCAGAUAAGCGAAUACACCACGAGUGAAGAAAUUACCAAGAACGUAUGGCAAGUAAUUCGCGAGAUGGCUAUUGCAUACCCGCAAGCGCUCUUGAACUUAGCACACGAACGUCAAGAUCUCGAUUUGGCUCGGGUAGCUAUCAAAUGUAUCAAUUCGGAUUCUAUCGACUUACCUCAUCUAUGUGGUGGAAACGAAUGUGAAGGACGUUGCGCCUCUUACGAAUGGGCUGAAACUUGCAGCGAAAGAAUAAAUGACUUUCAAAGGUUCUUUAGACCAUUAGAUCCAGCAUAUCAAGAGGAAUUCUUACAAUUGAUGCUAUUAAGAAGCAAGAUCAAGGCUGAUAAUCCUAAUGUGGAAGGGAAAAAGGAAGUGAUGGAAUGGAAUGAAGAAGAUUGGACUUGGAUAGCGGAGAGAUUCGAUCCAGACAGAUCGUUGGAUGAGAAAAUCUGA
Kwoniella mangroviensis CBS 8507 is the source of this 789-nucleotide messenger RNA. RefSeq lists its product as uncharacterized. Lineage: Eukaryota; Fungi; Basidiomycota; Tremellomycetes; Tremellales; Cryptococcaceae. The transcript has 2 exons. Bases 1 to 789 code for a protein of 262 amino acids. The record is from RefSeq and is a predicted model, not a curated record.